This is a messenger RNA of Notodromas monacha, 3512 nucleotides long. Lineage: Eukaryota; Metazoa; Arthropoda; Ostracoda; Podocopida; Cyprididae. The record is from the annotation of a GenBank genome assembly.
AUGUAUCCUGUGAAUCCGGGAAGUGUGAAAGACGACGAUGAUAAUAAUCAUGCCAUCAACAAUAGCGAGGAAAAAGAAGAAGAAGAACGAGGAUUAGCCGAGGUGGUGAUGGUUGUGGAAGGAGGACGACGAGAAGAGACGGACGGUGGGGAAGAGAGAGGACGACGACGACAGGGUGUUGUGGGGGUAGGAGAAGGAGAAGAGAGCCAGAGUGUAGUGCGGUCGUCGGCCGUUGUGCAGUCUUCGCUGGUGCCUGGGAUCCCGCAGUUUUUGGAGCUGGGUGCUGACACGGACCUGCGCCUGGCCCCGGACAACUGGCUGCACGGCGUGGUGCGUGCGGGCCAGCACUCGCUGCCCACCUGGUUUCUCAUGCCCCGUCCGCGCACGGCUGGACUGGAGUUGUCGUCGGGCACCUUGGCUGCUGCAUGGGCCCACUUGCUCGACUCGGUGGACGUGGUGGCCGACGCGGAGCACAUCAAGACGAUCCUCAAGCUCCCGCUGGCCCCGGACGCCGUGAGUCUGCUCGUGCACCGCGUGGGGCGCACGCUGCUCGUGGACGAGGUGCGGGGUGGGGUGGACUAUUGGCCGCCGUCGCGGGGCACGAACGACCUCCCGCGCGCCAACGGCUUCUCGCCGCUUGUCGUCAAGGACGUGGCACGCAACAUCCUCAGCUUCCUCAAGUCCAACGCCACGUUGCCGGGCCACACGUAUUGGCUCUUUAAAGGCAAAAAUGACGACGUUGUCAAACUAUACGAUCUCACCAGCCUUUGCCGACAAGACAGGGAGGAGCAGGAGCAGCAGCAGAAGCAACAGCAGCAAAAGAAGAAGAAAAAGAGGUGUGAGAAGCAACAACAACAGCACAAGGAGGAACAACAGCAGAUAGAAGAAGACAACAACGUCAUCAUUCAAAAGCAAGAGGAAAAGAACACAAUCAGACUGGGGAAUGAGAAAGGCAAAGAAGAAGAAGAAGAGUCGGACGAUGGUGGAAGCGUGGAGAAUCCCUACACUGUGCCGGUGGCCCUACUCCUCUACCGGGUGGCCAAGAACCUACUGACGCAUGAGACAAUGAAGGGACGCCGAGCUGUGAGCACAAUUGGCUCAUUGCUCACAAAUUGCGUUGCAUUGUUGGAUGAGACAGAGCAUUCCGGGGUGGUGUCUGGGUCACACUUUAUGCUGGCCAACUUGUGUCUGGAGGACUUGAGGUGUUUGCGGGUCUUGGAGGAUGAGGAGGAGGACAAUGACAACCAGCAGCAAAACAAAAAAGAGGAAGAAAAGGAAAAGGAAGUGGUAGACGUUGUGAGAAAAUGUUGUCGUGUCCCAGUGAGGCUGGGUGAGAAUGCAGGUGCAGUGUCGUCAAUGACAAUGCCGACAUGCAUCAGCACCAAGACGCUGUUGUUGUCAUCUCAAACACCGCCUCCAACAACGCAGCCAUCAUUGACAGAAGACAAUGAUAACAACAACGCCGAAGGAGAAGACGUAGAGGGGGAGUGCGUGCCAGCAUCUUUGCAAUUCCGACUGCCUGCUGCGCCGCAUUAUUGUGGCCCCAGUUCUACCGCCAUCCCAUUGUUGUGGACUCCCGUGGGGGAGAGUGAGAGCAUAGUGCAGGUGUUCCAUGCACCAACAACUGCAUCCUCAUCAUCGUGUGGCACCAGCAGCAACAACAAGAAGGGAGAUGACUUGAGCAAUAGGGCCGAACUCGCCUUGUUGUUGUGGCGAAAGGCGGCGACGGCAUGUCUAGUUGCAGCAGACCAUUGUCUUUGUUGUCGAUCCGGUGCAAGUCGGGCGCAGAUGGCUCGGUACUUUGCCAGCGCUGCCCUUUUCUGUAGGCGUGAAGCCGGGUUCUUGGCGAGACGCUGGCAGAAGGACGCAUGUUUGGAGCGGGAUCUUGACACAAUUGAGAGUCUGGCGCUGAGUCUGACAGGUCACGCCAAUUUUGUGUUGGCUGUUGGUCGAACCGAGGGAAAUGAUGAUGAUGAUGAUGAAGAAGAAGAAGGGGGAGGAGGAGGGAUAAGAAAGAAUCAAGAAUACUUGGAUGAUUCAUCAUCAUCAUUGUCUGUGUCGGAAGUCAGACGUGCAGUAGCAGACUUGUGUGCAUUAAGUAGUGGGACAUGGUCGUUGCCGUCAUUAGCAACAACAGACUCGGACUCAAUAGAUUUGUUGCGUGCAAGUCUGGCAGCAUUUGAGCUUGCCGCACGCGGACCACAAUUGAAUGGCAAGGCCAAGACGCGGCUGUUUCGUCGUCUUGGUGGUGCCGCCAACGAAUUAGUGGUGUGCGCCAAUCUGGGGCGUCUAUCACGGACUAGGGCCCAUCUGGCUGUUGGCAGUGGUGGUGGUGGAACAGGUAGGGCCAUCUCCACCUCGUGGGCCAAGGUGGCCGCAAAGCAAAAGCAGUUUUUGCGUGACGCUGUCGAGUGGUACAAGCGCAGUCUGAUGGCCGUCGAGUCAGAGGAGGGAGGAUUAAGUGAGAUGAAGGCAACAGCAAUGAAGAAAAAGAAGCAGCAGCAGAAGACAAAGAAGAGGGAGGAGGAGACAGUUGCAAUGAGGAUGAGAAGCAGCGCUGGUCGACGAGAGCUGGCUCGUCGGUUCCGCUGGGACCUAUCCACCACCUACUUGAACUUGGGUUCGGUCAUGCAGGACUGGAACCAGGCCGAUACCGAGUUGCCAUGCUGCACCGUCGACUCGGAUCAUUGUGGCAUCACGGCGUGCGUCAGCGAAACGGUGCCAUUCGUGGAAACUGAGGAGAAGGACGACGAGUCUUUGAAACACCAACGACGACGUCUUUGUGUUCUGGCCGAACGUCACUUGUCGGCUGCAGCCGCUGUGUUUCUCGCCAUUGACCGGCCCGUGGACGCGCUCAAGGAUUUGGUGGCUCUCACUGCCUUGACGGAGCAAUUUGAGGUCGAAGGAGAAGAAGAAUGUCGAGGGUCGUUGUCGUUGGACCGCCUGCUGGAAUGCCGUGAUGCGCUUGAGAAGGCGCUGUCGAGUCUGUCUCUGUCGUCCUCGUUGUACUCAAAUGGUGAUGAGAGCGAGGAAGUGAAGGACAUGCGGACGAUCCUGCGUGUGUUGGUGCAGCGUCUCAGGGCCGGGCUCUUGGCACUCGCCAAGCGGAUGAACAAAAGGCCUAAAGAAGAGAAGGAGGAGAUGGUCGAAGCGGAGAGACUUGCGGUCGUGAAGCAGUGCUACGCUGAAGCCCUGCGUCUGCCGCUACCUGCUUGUUCUGCCGAGGAGGACGACGACGAGGAGAAGGAGAACUUGAAGGAGACAGGUGCUAGGCUCGUCGACGCGCUGAAAAGUGUGGCCGAUGCUUUGUCGACUCGAGUCGGCAAAAAGGAAGGAAGGAAGGAAGGGAUGAGGAAACAGAGGGCCUCUUGUUGACUGUGAUUGUGAAUCCCGCCUUUUUGUUCUUCUUUCCCCUUGUUGUUGUUGUUGGCGGACGAGCAAAGGUGGGAAAUGAAGUGAAGGGAAAAACCCGUCCCUACUGCCUACGCUGACUAAUGAAAAAUCUGAGACGA